Messenger RNA from Cuscuta campestris, 1035 nucleotides. NCBI's taxonomy places the organism in Eukaryota, Viridiplantae, Streptophyta, Magnoliopsida, Solanales, Convolvulaceae. The record is from the annotation of a GenBank genome assembly.
GACCAAGUCCUAAAUUUUUUAGGUUUGAAUUAUAAUUUUUAUUUUGUUGAACGAAGGGCCUAAAAACCAAACCCUUACAACUGAAUUGUAUUCAGGAUGAAGACCAACGAUUUCUCAUUGAAGAUGAUCUAAAGGGAAAAUGGGAGCAAAGGAAACGGAGGCUAGAAAGGGAAUGCUGAUGGAAGGGAUAGCGUCCAUCGCACUUUUAUCAAGUGGAUCCAUCUCUGGACACUUUAUCCAGCUUCCAGAGUCUAUCUGCUAUGGCCUUCACGGCACCGAGUUGGCUUGUGAAAGGGAGUGCAGUAGAGGGGAGGAUUAUCGCUUGAUCAAACUUACGGUCACAGACUUUAAAACUAUGAGAGAACGGGAUGUUAUAGUGGAAUGCAAAGGACAUGAUGCUGCUAGGCUAAAUAAUAUUGAGCAUGCUCAUGGGUGGGAAAAUGAUGUUAUGAAUUUUCUUGAAGAGAAAUGCCGAAAGGGAAACAUUUUUGUUUCUUUUGAGUGUGAGACACUAAAAGCUGACAAAGAAGCAGAGGAUCAUAUCAGCAAGUGCAUGCCCAAAUUAGUAGGGAUGGAGGCUGUUGUGAACAUUGGCAAGAUGACCAUCUCUGGCUUAGAUUUUGAAGAUGAAUCCGAAUGAAAGCGUUUACGGCAAAAUGUUAUUGGAUCUGUCGAUUCUUCAUCCCAUCCGACUGUAAAUUAUUCCUCAGUUGCACUGCCGUUUCUAGCUCAUGAAAGCGUUUAAUUCGAUGUCAUCUUAUCCUCAUUCCAUUUCAAAUCAACAAAUUACAAAAAAAUGCAAUGUUUGUACCAGAUUAAUUGUUGCAAAGAAAACUCUUUUAUUCCGCUUUGCUUCUAGCGUCGCGAAAAAAGUAUGGAAUGUUUAGAGAUGACACAAAGUCAAUGAACCCCCUUCUCUUAAUGGAUGAACCUGAGUAGUUUCUCUUUGCAGAAGACUCAUCGAGAUACCUUUAAUAUACAUUCCUUUGGUGCACUCGUUGGAGUCGUUGCCGUUAAUAUAAAUUCCUUUUGUUC